CUGCUUUCAGACUUCCGGAAGAUGUCAGGUCGCGGCAAAGGCGGGAAGGGCCUAGGCAAGGGAGGCGCCAAGCGCCACCGCAAGGUGCUGCGCGACAACAUCCAGGGCAUCACCAAGCCCGCCAUCCGGCGGCUGGCCCGGCGCGGCGGCGUCAAGCGCAUCUCCGGCCUCAUCUACGAGGAGACCCGCGGGGUGCUCAAGGUGUUCCUGGAGAACGUGAUCCGGGACGCCGUCACCUACACGGAGCACGCCAAGCGCAAGACGGUCACGGCCAUGGACGUGGUGUACGCGCUCAAGCGCCAGGGCCGCACCCUCUACGGCUUCGGGGGCUAAAGUUUUUUAAAGGUUCCCGUCGCUUACCAAAAAGGCCCUUUUUAGGGCCCCCAAGUUUUCGUUAAAAGAGCUUUAGUGCUUGUCUAUAAACGGGUCUCGGUAGAGCCGUUUUUAAAUGCGGCUUAAUGGUUACUUCUGCCCCGGGAGUUAAAUGUGGCCGAAGGAUGGGAGUUGAGACCCAGCGGGAUAGGACCUGGGCCUCCCGACCGCUUUUCACUGCGUGGUGGCAUUGCACGGCAUGUGGUUAUUAUUGGAUCAUUAGCUUAGUCCAAAGAUUGAAAAAUCUGGAAGCGUCCGGCCUUAAGGGCCAGGCCCACACUAACCUAAGCUAACACAGACAUUUUAAACACAUCCCUUCAUGUCCGAUCGUGAAGAGGCCAAGCAAAGUAAUGUUCCCCUUAACAGGAAACUUGUUUGCAGAGAGCUCUAGAAGAGAAAAUCUAUCUGUCCUCUUGCACUGUAGACCACAUUCAUGAUUUAUCCGUUCCUUUCUCUGUUGGAAAUUUACAUUGCUGUAUUUCCCUCCAUGACCUAGCACGGCAAUGGGCAUUGUACUCAGCUGUACGCCUUCUCUCCUUAUCUAGGAGUGGGAUUGCUCACCAAGAUCUGUGCAUAUUCAACUUGACAAGAAAUGCGCAGCUUGCUUCUCAAGGUUGUAGUUUGGGCUACAUUCCCAUAUUCCACAAGUGCCCAGAGUUCCUGCUA
Messenger RNA from Panthera uncia (snow leopard), 1038 nucleotides. RefSeq names its product histone H4. Gene Ontology annotation, biological process: nucleosome assembly. Bases 22 to 333 code for a protein of 103 amino acids. The record is from RefSeq and is a predicted model, not a curated record. Gene Ontology annotation, cellular component: nucleosome. The transcript has a single exon. Gene Ontology annotation, molecular function: structural constituent of chromatin; protein heterodimerization activity; DNA binding. NCBI's taxonomy places the organism in Eukaryota, Metazoa, Chordata, Mammalia, Carnivora, Felidae.